AUGAGUAAGCAGAUACUGUACUAUUUACCCAAAAUUUUCUCAAAAAUUAGCUCCAAAAUGUAUGGCCAAACAAUGAAUAUCCAUCAGCAGACAAAUUCAGUCGCCACCAUGGCAGGUGAAGGAUCUGCCAACGCCAAUCAGAGGAAAUUGCCCAGAUUUCUUUGUCUUCAUGGGUUUCGAACGAGUGGAGCAAUUCUGAAGAAGCAAAUUUUUGAUAAAUGGCCAAUUCAAGUUGUGAAUAAAUUGGAUCUAGUUUUUGUUGAUGCGCCAUUUCCAUCUCAAGGCAAAUCUGAAGUUGAAGGCAUCUUUGACCCUCCUUAUUAUGAAUGGUACCAGUUCAAUAAGGAAUUGAAAGAGUAUGAGAAUUUUGAUAAGUGUCUUGAAUAUAUACAAGAGUGUAUGAUUAAGCAUGGACCUUUCGAUGGUCUUCUUGGUUUCUCCCAGGGGGCAAUUCUUUCUGGAGCAUUGCCUGGAUUGCAGGAUAAGGGAGUGGGACUUACAAAGGUUCCCAAAAUAAAAUAUCUGAUAAUAAUUGGAGGUGCGAAAAUGCAGAUUAAAUCACUGGCCGAAAAAGCUUAUUCACCAGCAAUUACAUGCCCUUCUGUUCACUUCUUAGGUGAGAAAGACUUCCUAAAGCCGUCUGGGAUGAAACUUUUGGAAUCAUAUGUUGAUCCAGUGGUCAUUCAUCAUCCUAAGGGCCACACUAUACCAAGAUUUGAUGAGAAAGGAUUAGAGAGCAUGCUUAGUUUCAUUGAGAAGGUGCAAGCAGAGAUUAGCUAGUACAAGUGAACAAGUUUGAUGAAAUUAUGUUUUUAUGUGGUAGCUCCUCGUUUGGGAAGGAUGUCUAUCUUUAAUUUGUUAAAAAUAAUAUGGCUUUGAAUAAUUAAUUUUUUUUUGCUCUCUAGGAAAGAAAAAUUCUAGACCUUAUUAGAAAAGUUACAGAACUAUGGCCUUGCUAUUGUAUUUACGGCAGUAUGCCAUUCGAUU
Molecule: messenger RNA, 987 nt
Organism: Solanum stenotomum
Lineage: Eukaryota; Viridiplantae; Streptophyta; Magnoliopsida; Solanales; Solanaceae
Exons: 6
Coding region: 1-780 (259 amino acids)
Source: RefSeq, a predicted model, not a curated record